AUGCAAAAGAUUUUCAUGGAUAACACAACACCUGGUGCAAUUGGUACCGCUAAUGAAUCUGGAUGGAUGACUUCUAUUGAAUAUCUAAAGUUUAUGUUGCAUUUCAUAAAGCAUGCAAAUGCAUCAAAGAAUUCACCAACUCUAUUGCUGUUGGAUAACCACGUUUCUCAUCUCAGUGUCGAGGCUAUAGAUUUGGCAAUUGCUCAUGGUAUCACAAUUGUUUCGUUUCCCCCUCAUUGUUCACAUCGCAUGCAACCAUUAGAUGUGAGCGUGUUCGGUCCAUUUAAAGCUAUGUUCCACAACCAAUGCCAAGCUUGA
This is a messenger RNA of Anastrepha ludens (Mexican fruit fly), 318 nucleotides long. RefSeq lists its product as uncharacterized. Lineage: Eukaryota; Metazoa; Arthropoda; Insecta; Diptera; Tephritidae. The coding region runs from base 1 to 318 and encodes 105 amino acids. Gene Ontology annotation, molecular function: nucleic acid binding. The record is from RefSeq and is a predicted model, not a curated record. The transcript has a single exon.